Molecule: messenger RNA, 3144 nt
Organism: Labeo rohita (rohu)
Lineage: Eukaryota; Metazoa; Chordata; Actinopteri; Cypriniformes; Cyprinidae
Gene: rfng
Product: RFNG O-fucosylpeptide 3-beta-N-acetylglucosaminyltransferase
Exons: 9
Coding region: 508-1644 (378 amino acids)
Biological process (GO): regulation of Notch signaling pathway; pattern specification process
Cellular component (GO): Golgi membrane
Molecular function (GO): O-fucosylpeptide 3-beta-N-acetylglucosaminyltransferase activity
Source: RefSeq, a predicted model, not a curated record
AUCAAAACACGCGCCUUCGGCAUCUACAGAAGCACAAUGUAGUUGUUAGAAUGUAUCUUUGGCACGGAGGAGGUUAUUAGUAACAACACGACACAGCAGCGAUGAUUCAGAGCUGAACUGCUGCAAUCGGCGCCGUGGGAGGAACUUUGUAAUAAAUGGCUCUUAUUGCCUGUUUCUAAAAUAAGGAAGCAUCAAGCGAAGAAGUCAAAGCAGGAACAAUAAGGAGCUGAAUGUGGAUGAGUCGCGCUGACUUACACUGGACGAGCAGCGACACCGAUCACCGAUCACCGACCACCGACCGAGCGCUCGCUUUCGCGUUACUGCAGCCUGCGAUGAGCGUCGCUGAUCUGACGGGUUUAUUCGGUUAAAGUGUCGAGGAUGACGAGCGCACGAAACCCGUCCGACCGUCCGAUCGCUCUCGGGUCCGCAGUGAUGCAGUGAGGAUGGGCGCUGUUGUGGCGAGUCAGGCAGACGCGGGCGGUUGAGCUGGCGUUGAGCACAGGAAGAAUGCACUUAUCUCAUGUCGGCACCAACAAAAUCUGCUUCCUGCUUUCCCUGGCAUUCUGCGCCCUACUGGUGCUCCUUAUUCCCUCAUUACAACCUCCUCAGCGUCAGACGGAUCUGCCCCAACCCCGGCCCCGUGCCAAGCCCGCCGGAGCCGGACGUCGACACGACCUCUACGGGAACCCCGGCCAAGGAAGCGACGAUGCCAAGGACGGUGGUUUCAUUCACCCGCUUCCUCCCGCAGGCCGACCCGAGGACCCGCAGAGGAUGUCAGAGAGAGAGGCUGCACGCGCCAGCUCCCCUGGCUCCCGUUCUAAAGACUCUUUGGAGUUGAGAGACAUUUUUAUUGCUGUUAAGACCACCAGGAAAUACCACAAGUCCAGACUGCAGCUCCUGUCCCAGACUUGGGUGUCCAGAGCCAAGGAACAGACAUUCAUCUUCACUGAUAGCGAGGAUAAGGAGCUCAGACAGAAAGCAGGCCUGAACAUCAUCAACACCAACUGCUCGGCGGCUCAUACGCGUCAGGCCCUGUGCUGCAAGAUGUCUGUGGAGUAUGACAAGUUCAUCGAGUCACAGAAAAAGUGGUUCUGUCACGUGGAUGAUGAUAACUAUGUGAUCCUGUCCAGUUUGCUGGAGCUGCUGUCGUCCUACUCUCACACACAGGAUGUGUAUCUGGGCAGACCCAGUCUGGAUCAUCCCAUAGAGGCCGCCGAGAGGGUCAAGAGCGACGGAUCGGUCUCGGUGAAAUUCUGGUUUGCUACCGGAGGAGCUGGAUUCUGCAUCAGCCGAGGUUUAGCGCUCAAAAUGAGUCCAUGGGCGAGUCUUGGAAACUUCAUUACGACUGCAGAGAAGAUCCGCCUCCCGGACGACUGUACGAUCGGUUACAUCAUCGAGGCUCUGCUGGAAGUUCCUCUGACUCACACGGGCCUGUUUCACUCACACCUGGAGAACCUGCAGAGACUCCCGACAGACAACAUACUCCAGCAGGUGACCCUCAGUUAUGGUGGAUUCGAGAACAGGAGGAAUGUGGUCAGUGUUGGAGGAGCGUUCUCAUUGGCUGAAGACCCUACACGGUUUAAAACAGUUCACUGCCUGCUCUAUCCGGACACAGAGUGGUGCCCACGCAAGACUCGUCACUGACCGCUGGGAUACGAAUGCCUCAAUACAGAGCACAGACCUGCACAAGCACAGCUCUCCAUCAAACUCUUCAAACCAAAAUAAUAUGCGUGUAAAUGCAGUUAAAAGAAUGGUUGACCCAAUAAUGAAAGUCGGCUGAAAAUAUGUGCACCAAAGUUAGGAUGAGUUUGUUUUGUCAGGUUUGUAGAAAUGUGUCAUUCCAUCACUGUCUCGGCAACGGAUCCUCUGCAGUGAAUGGGUGCCGUCAGAACGAGAGUCCAAACAGCUAAUAAAAACAUCACAAUAAUCCACAAGUAAUCUGCACAACAAAUCAAUUUUGGACUGUUUUGGCUUGUGAACUGUGUUUGAUCUGUGCAUAUUUCUCUCCUGAUUCAGAUGAGAUAACUUAUAUUUUUGGUUGGAAGAUAAAAAUGUCUUCACACUAGAUUUCUUUGAACUUUUGUCGGACUGGAGUGGUGUGGAUAACUUGUGGAUUAUUGUGAUGUUUUUACCAUCUUAUUGGACUCUCAUUCUGACGGCACCCGUUCACUGCAGAGGAUCCGUUGGUGAGCCAAUUUUUGUUCCAGUGAAGAAACUCAUCUGUCUUGGAUGACCUGAGUUUGAGCACAUUUUCAGCACGUGUUCAUUUAUGGUUGAGCUAUUCCUUCAACACAUAGUCUUUGUUUAGUACUUUCUACAUUUGUAUGGUUAAACAGGGUGGCUGUAAUUUAUUAAAACACAUUUUUGUUCUGACAUAUUUGGGUUUGUUGAAAAUUGCCAGGUGAUUUACACACAUUGAGUCCCAGUGGUAAGAGCGUUUUGACAGGAUUGCGCUGUCUCUCCGAUUUACUGGGGGAUUUUUUUAUUCAAAUAAUUCAAGACACAUUUCUGUGGCUUUGACGUCAUCUUUAUAGAGUCGUCUUUUUCCUCUGGGCCGUAAAUAUGCCCACGCAAGCCUUGUGCAAAAUGCCUCUACGGACGAGAAAAACAGUAUUGAUGUCAUUUUAUAGUAUUGCGUUUUCCAGAUUUCGCAGCCCGGCUCAUCUUCUGCCAAUGCUUUUCAGCUUGCUCUUCUCCAUUUUUGAAUUGCAGUUGCACUCAUUUUGUCUCUAGACCUGCAUUCAAACACGCUUGAGCAGUUGGAUGUGUAUAUACAGACCAAAAAGCAACUUGUAAUCAAUUUAUCCAGUCAUCGUUUAACGCAGGAAAACAGCAUUGAAUUAUUUCCGUCGAAACGGCAGGUGUGAGUGUGGUGAUUCAGUGUUGUUUAAUAAGCCGUUCACGUGAUCCUUCUGAUAUUUGCACAAACACGUUCCUCACUGCAGGCCAGUGGUUUGCGUAAACAUGCCAAAACUACUCUAUGGUUUCUCUUUCUCUAACAGUAACAAAUGUUUUGCUCUCCGUUGACAGCACCAAAUGCUGUUGCAGCUGACUCUGUUUUGCACCUCUUGUUUUUUUUUAAUCUGAUGAACUGUUUUUGAUGUAAAGUAUGAUUUUCAUUUUAAUAAAUUUAUUUAUUAUGCA